Messenger RNA from Propithecus coquereli (Coquerel's sifaka), 5691 nucleotides. RefSeq names its product family with sequence similarity 53, member B (gene FAM53B). The coding region runs from base 475 to 1749 and encodes 424 amino acids. NCBI's taxonomy places the organism in Eukaryota, Metazoa, Chordata, Mammalia, Primates, Indriidae. Gene Ontology annotation, cellular component: nucleus. The record is from RefSeq and is a predicted model, not a curated record. Gene Ontology annotation, biological process: protein import into nucleus; positive regulation of canonical Wnt signaling pathway. The transcript is spliced from 5 exons.
GCCCGGGCCCGCGACGCCGCCCGCUGAGCGCCGGGCCGAGCUCACGCAGCCGCGGUCGGGCGGCUCCGCGGCGGCGGCGGGCGCGGGCGGCCUGGCCGGGGCCGGUUAAAGGGACGAGUUGCAAACACUUCAGGAAGUGACAAGUCGAUUUCCUCCUCCCCGGGAGCCGCUCGGUACAAAGCGCUCGGCGCCGGCAGGAGAGCGUGCGCGCGGCGGGCAGCCGGGACGACUUGGCAAGAGCCGGCGGUGACCGCGCGGGGCCCUCGCCCGGAGCGCCCCGCCACGCACAGGAGUCGACCACACUGGGCCAUUUCCCAGAAGGGCCCCACCCCAGGGUGAGUGGCUGAUGGGGAGCUGUUUCUGCUGACAUCAGUCACCUAGGAGGUGCCCAGGCAUCGCCUCUGCCCAAGUCUUCCCGAUUGAAGAUGGCUCAUUCCCACCCUGGGACAGAGCCCAGUGCCUGAGGUCCCUACCAUGGUGAUGGUCCUGAGUAAAAGCCUCAGUAACCAGGGAGCUGACUCCAUAGCAUGCAGGAACUUCAAGCCUGAACUGCACACGCCAAAGAAGAUGAGUCAAGGACCUACACUAUUCUCUUGUGGAAUUAUGGAAAAUGACAGAUGGCGAGACCUGGACAGGAAGUGCCCUCUUCAGAUUGACCAACCUAGCGCCAGCAUCUGGGAAUGCCUGCCUGAAAAGUGUCAGGAUGGCUCACUGUGGCACCGGGAUGCGGUGACUGCCUGCGCCGUGACUAGCCUGAUCAAAGACCUCAGCAUCAGUGACCACAACGGGAACCCCUCAGCACCCCCCAGCAAGCGCCAGUGCCGCUCACUGUCCUUCUCUGAUGAGAUGUCCAGCUGCCGGACAUCAUGGAGGCCCUUGGGCUCCAAAGUCUGGACUCCUGUGGAGAAGAGACGCUGCUACAGCGGGGGCAGUGUCCAGCGCUACUCCAACGGCGUCGGCACCAUGCAGAGGAGCUCCAGCUUCAGCCUCCCCUCCCGGGCCAGCGUGCUCUCCUCGCCCUGUGACCAGGCAGCAUUCCACCACCGAUUUGGAGGGCAGCUCUGCCAAGGGGUGCCAGGCUCAGCCCCCUGUGGGCAGGUGGGCGACACUUGGAGCCCCGACCCACACCCUGUGGGAGGGGGCCGGCUGGACCUGCAGCGGUCCCUUUCCUGCUCGCACGACCAGUUUUCCUUUGCAGAGUACUGCCCACCCUCAGCCAACAGCACACCUGCCUCAACGCCAGAGCUGGCGAGACGCUCCAGCGGGCUUGCCCGAAGCCGCUCCCAGCCAUGUGUCCUUAACGACAAGAAGGUUGGCGUUAAACGGCGGCGCCCUGAAGAAGUACAGGAGCAGAGGCCUUCCCUAGACCUUGCCAAGAUGGCACAGAACUGCCAGACCUUCAGCAGCCUCAGCUGCCUGAGUGCGGGGACGGAGGACUGCAGCCCCCAGAGCCCCUUCGCCCUCCAUGCCAGCAGCACCAGGGCCUGGACCACCUUGCUCUCGGCCUCUGGCCCAGGGGGCAGGACCCCUGCCGGGACCCCCGUCCCCGAGCCUCCUCCCCACUCCUUCGAUGACCAGCUUACCUGCCAGGAGGACCUGUCCUGUGAGGAGUCAGACGGCUGCGCCCUGGACGAGGAUUGCAGCAGGAGAGGGGAGCUGGCCACAGCCUGGCGGGACCAUGGGGCCGCCGGGAACAGCCUCUGCUCCCUGGAUGGAGAGCUGGACAUUGAACAGAUAGAGAACAACUGAGGGCGGUGGGCCCCGCUCAGGGUUGGGGGUGCGUCGAAAUCGAUGGGCCUCGGUGGCAUUGGAAGGGGGAGCCCAACUCCUGGGCCUGAUGAAAGUUUUCCUGAGAGGUGCUGGGUCCCGGAGAGGGAGCCUGCCCACCUCCCAGGAAGAGGCUGUCUGGCCACGGUGUCCUGGCUCUGCCAAUGCUAGCCUGACAUGCCGUGCAGUGGGGUGUGUCAGCCUCUCCCCAGCUACCCAAGCAUGGUGGCCACCAGGUCCACAGAGCCACUGCAGCCCAGAGAGCAGCUCUUCAGUUUGGGUCUCUCUGCCGCCUUUCUUGUAGGAUGUCAGGCAGUCUGUGUCAUUUCCCCAGCAGAGCUGGGCGCCUGUCUGCAUCCCCUGGGCAAGGUUGGCAAGAGGGCCUGGGCUCGGGGCAGGGCCAGGGGCCAUCUGGAUGUCGGGCCCGUCUUGGCCUCGCUCAGGUUCAGUGCUGGGGAGUUGGCCCCGCAGCUUCUUUCACUCAGUUUUAUUCCGUGCCUUCUCUCCCAGGCCUCCCUGCUUCAGGCUUGGGAAGGUUCCGGAGAUGCUUCCUUCUGUAGUGACACCAGAACCAUUUGGCCUUAAUUCCAAGUGUGGGAGGCGGAGAUUCUGGGGUGCUGGAGCGGCCCUCCAGCGGGUAAGUCCGUGUUUGAACUCUUGGGGCCCAGGGAGCGACGUGGGGGUGCUUGUUAGAGGCUGUCCACACUGGGUAGGAAUUUCGUGAAUCCGCUGGCUGAACAGAUACUCACUUGCCUCUCCUGUGGCAUGGAGAGCCUGACCCGAGGCUCUGCCACAUUGGGGGCUGCCUUGGCAGGGCUGGCAGAUGGCAGCCCUUCUCCGUGGCUAGCCAGUCACUAAGGGAUCAGUUUGGUUGAUCGAGGUGAGUGUAGAGAUUUCACAAUAAAAGGGCGACCUCUUGAAAACUUCCUCAGGCAAUAAGAGCUAUGAACAGGGGCCCAGGAUGGGGGGCCUGAGCCCCCUGCAAUAUUCCAAGCACAUUCUCAUUUGUUUGGGGGCUGCUAGCUUUAAGGCACACCAUCCACCUCAAGACGGGCCCACACCCAUGUCAGCUGAGGGCCUCCCAGCGCUAAAUGCUGCCUCGAUGCCGUGGGCCCAGCCGUGGGCAGAGCUCUCUCCGCACCCACGCCCUCCCUGGCUCCUCGCAGCUGGUGUGGUCCCCAGCAUCAUGAGGGGCCCCCACCCCCGAGGGUUUGCUCUGGGGCAGCUCCCCUCCGGCCUGCCUUGCAGACGUGCCUGCCACAUGGGCUCUGCUCUCUGGGAAUCUGGCUUUUAGCAAACUUGGCAUCUUCUGCAGACAAUAGCAACUGGGCUGGCUUGUGAGUGAGUGGCGCAUUUUCCCAUACGGCUAAAAAUAACUAGUGCGUUCUCUUGAGUUUGCUGACACGUGAUAAAGGCACUUUUGUAGUCACUUUGCUUUUGCUCGUCUUCUGUGGACGAGUGAAUGCCUCACUUCUGCAAGUUGAGUCCAAAUGGUUCUCACCUUUUUCCUAAAGAAAGACCCUGUUUGGGAAACUUUGUUUAAACCUUCACUUUUUACUACAUCAAAAGGGUGGUGGCUCAAGGUCUGGUAUGUGGGUGGCGUUUCUUAAAAAUCAGCCAUAAGAUGCUUGCAGAAAGCCCCCACCCCAGUGGCCCAGGUUGCAGAGCCUGGACGUGCCAGGCACUGGGCAGGUGCCAGAGCAGGUGACCAGUUCACCUGGGUUUGCUGUAGCUCCUGCCAGAGGCACAGCCACCUGGGACCCUGGAGAGCCAAAGCAGGGAGCUGGCGGCUCCGGGUAACAAAGAGAUCUCGCCUGAUCCCUGCCGGUUGGUCCUGUGGACCGUGUCUUCUUAGAGCCAAUCUGGGGGAAGCGGGGACAGUUGGGUGAAUGUGGGGAGCACAGGCCAGUGUCUCGUGUCCUCAGAAAGCCUGGGAUGGGGGGUCCUGGCACCUGGAGUGGCCAUGCUGUGGCAGGGAGGAGGGCAGUGCUAGCCCAGGUCAGGGGUGCGGCAGCCCCCAGGUGCCUUUGCUCAGGACCAGGGGGGCACUCAUGGUGGCCAGUGUGAUCAUAGGGCUGUAGUAUGACCUACCCUCAGACCCUGUCUGCCACCUCCCCCUCAGGCCUGGUGGCAGGGAAGGACAAGCAGUGCAGUUGGCCAAGUCAUGGCCUCACCCUCCCCACGUCACACCAACCAGCAAGCCCAGCGCAGGCACUUGCAGGCAGAGGUGAUCCAGCCCGCGGCAGGCUUUGGCCCUUCCCAGCCUCCUCAGGCGCCUCCUGGCCGUUCCUGCCUCCACCGCGGCUCCUGGCCCGAGCCCAGGCCCACAAGCAGCAGCAGUUAGGGGAGAAAACAGCAGGUGUCCCUUCUGCUUAGAGGAAGAAUGGCCUUCAGUUGGUCUCGUGUUUGUCUUUUGACUGGAGAGAGCAGACCCCAUCUAGAAGGUGCCACCCCCAUCACCUGAGCAGCCGCGCUGCCCACAGAGGCCCGUUCCCGCACUCCACUCUGCCGGCCCCGGGACUUUUGGUCUUGGAGCUCUUGGAGGGAGGCUCACCCAGGGGACAGCCCCCACAUGGUUGUCCCCAUGGGGCAGUGGAUGGUGGGCAGGCUCUCCCCACAGGUGGCCCCAGCUGAUGGCAGCUGCAGGAGCCUCACUUUUUUCACAGCCCUGGCCGUGAAUCCUGCCUCUGAGGGGAAACUAAGGAAGGGCAGGGCCAGGCCGCCCGCCUGCCCAGGGCCCUGAAGGACGAGAGUGGGCUGUGGCUCCAGGACAGCUGGUUGGGAGGAGGGGCACACUGCCACACGGCGUCCCCACUCGCUCCAAAGCCACUCAACUACCAGGACCCGCUGUGUGCCUGUGUGGGAUCCGGCGGGGCCGGGCUGCAGCCUCACCGUUUACAUUACCGCAAACCCUCUUGCCUUACACGCGGUAGAGGCCGGAGCGGCCCAAGGCCCCCGGCAGACACCCAUCCAGGCCCACAGGGAGCUCGUUCUGACCAGACUUCCAGAUUUUCAUUCUCAGAAAGCCUUACUUUUCAAAAAAAGUUUUUGUAGCAGGAAAGUUUUAUGAAUUUGUACACUGAAAGAAAAUUUAAAUAAAAGUCCACAUUAAAAACAAACCCCAAUUUCCCAAUGGGGCUCCUAGUGCGGGGGGUGUGGGACCGGCCAUGCCCUGGCUGUGCCGUCUGAGCAAGCUUCCCCUGCGAGCGAGACACUCCCUGGAUCCCGUGCCGUGGGCAGCCGCGCCCCCGUUUCCACUGCGGAGGGUACAGUCACGUGUGCUCUGUGGCCACAGGGGUGGUCACCUGAACGAUGACCGCGGUAGACACUAGCCGCCUGGGACAGGGCAGCCCGGCCAAGGGUAGCUGGUGCGGUCCAGGCACUCUGGCCCCCAUCCAGGCAAUGAUGCCACACCUUGCCACGUCCACGCUGUUGGUCAAACCCCUCCCACUGGCGCCAGUUUGAGAAAACCAUGCCUCUUUAAAGAGAGAAGAGAAAAUGUUUUUUUUAAAAAAUUGCAGACCGAAGUGGAGAUCUUGUAGCCUAGGUAGGAUAGUUUGACCUUCUAGCAUAGUCUCUUUGGCAAAUGAUUUGUGUUUUCAGUGCGUGGAGGAGAUGUCCGGGGGACAAGGGUGACAGAUGGCACACAGGCUAUUUCUAGGGUUGUAGUGAGCUUUCCCAAACCAGAUGUUGGUGUUGCAGAGCUUCAGGAAGUGUGGCGACCAGAGGUGCAGUGUUCGGCCAGGCCCUGGCCCGGGGGCAAAGUGGUCUGCAUGCUGAGAGCCUGGGCCUCUGCCUGCCCCCUGCCCCCCCCACACCGCAGCCUGUCCUCCCUGCACAGGCCACGACUUGCACUAGAGCCGCUCUAGUCUCUCAGGAAUUUGCUUGUUACUUUUACUGUGUAAAUAAAGCUUCCUGGUUCGA